GAAAAACUAAUCAGCUCUACUUUAUCUUAUGUGGUGCAUAUCCACUUACAUAUUGCAACAGCACCAAGUUCUGUGUCUUUAUCUCUCACUGCAUAAUCCGGAAUAAGCCCUAUCAUUUUCCAAGUCACCUUCAAAUUCCAAACAAUCCUUGUCUUUUUUCUAUGAUUUAAACUGUCAAAAAAUAAAUGAUAUACAAAGUGUUACUCCAUGGUAGAUUAGAAUCUUAGAAGUUCUGCAACUUUUCUCCUUGCUGUCUCUCCAUGGCCUCAUUAAUGCUUAGUGGUGCUGAAAAUACAAAGCUUAUUAGUGGCAUAGCUCCAUCUGGGUUAGGCUCAGUGGGACUUAGCUUUCACAAGAGCUGCUUCUUCAAGAAAAGUGUAGUAUCUUAUGGUAACAAGUACAGGGCAAGAACCUUGACACCCAGAUGCAGCGUCUCAUCUUUCAGGCCUGCUUCACAACCUAGAUUCAUCCAACACAAGAAGGAGGCAUUUUGGUUCUACAGGUUUUUGUCAAUUGUGUAUGAUCAUGUCAUAAAUCCAGGGCAUUGGACAGAGGACAUGAGAGAUGAGGCACUUGAGCCUGCUGAUCUUUUCGACCGCAAUAUGCGAGUGGUGGAUGUAGGGGGAGGAACUGGGUUCACCACUCUUGGGAUAGUGAAGCAUGUGGAUGCUAAAAAUGUGACAAUUCUUGACCAGUCUCCUCACCAGCUUGCUAAGGCUAAGAAGAAGGAACCUUUGAAAGAAUGCAAGGUCAUUGAAGGAGAUGCGGAAGAUCUGCCAUUUCCAACUGAUUAUGCUGAAAGAUAUGUUUCUGCCGGAAGUAUUGAAUACUGGCCUGACCCACAGCGUGGCAUUAAGGAAGCAUACAGAGUGCUGAGAAUAGGAGGCAAAGCAUGUAUCAUAGGUCCUGUAUACCCAACUUUCUGGUUGUCUCGGUUCUUCGCCGACAUGUGGAUGCUCUUCCCCAAGGAGGAGGAGUAUAUUGAGUGGUUUAAAAAGGCUGGUUUCAAAGAUGUCAAGCUGAAAAGGAUAGGUCCGAAAUGGUAUCGCGGUGUGCGGCGGCAUGGCCUCAUCAUGGGUUGCUCUGUGACUGGUGUUAAGCCUUUAUCUGGGGACUCUCCCCUCAAGCUUGGUCCUAAGGUAGAAGAUGUGGAGAAGCCAGUAAAUCCAUUGUUGUUUCUCUCGAGGCUUAUUCUUGGUGCAAUUGCAGCCACUUACUAUGUACUGGUCCCAAUUUACAUGUGGAUCAAGGACCAAAUUGUCCCAAAGGGCAUGCCAAUCUGAGAUUGGAGAAUGAUAGUCAAAUUUUGGACCUGUGUGCAUCUCUAAAAUAACUGUGAUGGUAACAUGAUUUUUCCUUGCAUCUUUCCAUCUUGGCCACAUAUUAGGGAAGAGUUGCUUUAGGAUGACAUUGUUACUCCAAAACCAUUAGCUUUGGUUUGUGGUAGCUAACUUCAAUUGUUUAGUUGGAAGAUAUGUCAAGUUUAUGAGUACGCCUAUAGCAGAUAUGUCAAGUUUGAUUUGUCUAUUAUAUAUGCUAUCUUGCUUUUAGUACACAAAUAUUGAAAAUGUGCCUGUGGCUUCAUUAUUCAUGAACCAUCUAAUCAUCUAUGGAGGAAUGAGAAAAAUACUGUACUUCA
Molecule: messenger RNA, 1639 nt
Organism: Lotus japonicus
Lineage: Eukaryota; Viridiplantae; Streptophyta; Magnoliopsida; Fabales; Fabaceae
Product: 2-methyl-6-phytyl-1,4-hydroquinone methyltransferase, chloroplastic-like
Exons: 3
Coding region: 261-1283 (340 amino acids)
Biological process (GO): methylation
Molecular function (GO): 2-methyl-6-phytyl-1,4-benzoquinone methyltransferase activity
Source: RefSeq, a predicted model, not a curated record